AUGGAAACGUCUGAUCUACCAUUGUAUAAACAAAAGGUGGACAGAGAUAGGAUCAAUGUACUUAAUAAUCUUUUACAGUCAAAGUCUAAUCAACUUAGCAAGAGAAUGUUUUCAUUCGAGGGAAACCCGGUCCCUAUUAAUGGUAACGCAAAAAUUGACACAGCAUAUCUGCAGCCAGUUUUAUCGACCAAAAACACAAUUGAAGAUAUCAAGAAUGUGGUUUAUACGAUCAAUACGUCUGGACAUACGUUAAUCGAUACGAUCAAUCACUCAUAUGUCAGCACAGAAAAUAUUCCUUCUUCAUUGCACUUGAAAAAUGGGAACAAUUCUAUAUUCAAUUUAGUUGUUCAUGGUCCCAUAUUUAUUCACGACAUCGACAAAUGUAUACUAGUUUUAGAGGGACAUCAAGUGAGACUACACAAUGUUCGCAACACCUUGGUCUUGGUAAAAUCUGUGGAGAAUAAUAGAAUUGUUAUUGAAAAUUGUGACCAAUUAAUCAUUAAUCAGGGGAUUGAAGUUGAUGACUUUGAUUUUCCUACAAAGGAAUUAAAAAACCCACAUUUCCAAUAUGUUGACAAUAUAGAUAUGGAUAUGGUAUUAAACACUAUCAGUAGUAUCGAUGACUUGUCGGUGAUUGAUGAUUUGUUUAUAAAAGUUGCUGAUCGGGGUUUAGUUAGACGUUAG
Candida tropicalis MYA-3404 is the source of this 684-nucleotide messenger RNA. RefSeq lists its product as uncharacterized. NCBI's taxonomy places the organism in Eukaryota, Fungi, Ascomycota, Pichiomycetes, Serinales, Debaryomycetaceae. Gene Ontology annotation, biological process: tubulin complex assembly; post-chaperonin tubulin folding pathway. Gene Ontology annotation, cellular component: cytoplasm. Bases 1 to 684 code for a protein of 227 amino acids. The transcript has a single exon. The record is from RefSeq and is a predicted model, not a curated record.